CGCCAGAAAGCAAGCUUGAGCGGGUGAUGCUGGAGUCUCCACGGGACUGUGCCCAAAUUCCUCCAGCGGGACAGGUAGUGACUCACUUAGGGGCUGGCCGCUUCUUUUAAAGAGGGAAAAUUAGCUGCGAUGGCGGUUUGACGAGAGGACGCAACGACGACUUUCUUUCACAGCACCGAGUCCAAGUGGAUCCCUUGACCUUUGCAGCAUAAACAGCGGCAAGAUUUACCUCAAAAAAUGGAAGUAGAAUGUCUUGCACUUAAAGAUCUUACAAGUUCAAGGAAGAGUGGACAGAAGGAAAAUAUAUUCACAGUGUGGAGGAAAUCUACCCCGACGAAGUCUACGGAGCCGUGCGUACCCGUGAUGACGUGGAAAUGCGGCACCCCGGAUCGGGGCCACGUCACCCCGAUCAAACACCCCGCCGAGACUGAGCCCUGGUCGCCCACGGCCAACUUGAAGAUGCUGAUCAAUGCCGCCAGUCCCGACAUCCGAAACCGCGAAAUGAGGAAAGUGCUCUUUCGGCCCAUCGAGAACGAAUCGGAAAGCGCGUCUGUCGGCACAGACGAGAGCGGGGCGACUGAGGAUCAGUUUGAAGUAUUGGAAGAAGAUGAUGACGUGGAGAAGAAGCCAAGCAGGAAGGAGAAGAGCUUGGGUCUGCUGUGCCAAAAGUUCCUAGCUCUCUACCCGGAUUAUCCACCGCCUGACAAACCAAUCUCCAUCUCCCUGGAUGAGGUGGCAACUAGUUUAGGUGUGGAGCGGCGGCGCAUCUACGAUAUCGUCAACGUGCUGGAGUCCCUCAUGAUCGUGGGACGCAUGGCUAAGAACAGCUACACGUGGCACGGCCGUCUGCGCCUGGAGGCCACGCUGCAGGAGCUGCAGCGUCAAGGACGCCAGCAGGGCUACCAGCGGCACAUGGAGCUCGCCAACAGGGAGGCCGGGCGUAGCCAGGAAGGCGACGGCGGGGAGGACGACAACGGCCAAGCGUCUGGAAAGAGGAAAGACAAAUCCCUGCGUAUCAUGAGCCAAAAAUUCGUCAUGCUCUUCCUGGUGUCCAAGACGCAAACGGUCACGCUGGAAGCAGCGGCCAAAGUUCUCAUCGAGGAGAGUCAGGACUCGUCCAGUCACAGCAAGUACAAAACCAAGGUACGACGUCUCUAUGACAUCGCUAACGUGCUAACUAGCCUGGGCCUCAUCAAGAAAGUCCACGUGCGAGAAGAGCGAGGCAGGAAGCCGGCUUUUCGAUGGCUUGGACCGGUGGAUUUUAACAAUUCUGGGAAAGCCAAGGUGGCACGCCACGCCUCUUUCAACCUCAUCCCAACAUCCGUGGCCGUGCAGCGGCAGAUCCGCUCGGCACCAAGCAGCCCGCGCAGCGACGGAAACGCUCAGCCGCUGGAUUAUUCCAGAAAGAUGGGAGCCGGCGAAGCGGUCUGUCAGCCGCAGUUUGGAAACAAUGCAAACACGGCCGCGCCCACCCUGCUAGUCCCCGCCCUGCACCCGGAGCGGCUCUUUACGCUAUCCUCAUCCACCCCCUGCCUGGCCUACCUACCCGGCCUGUCCCAGGCCUCCGUGGUCAUGCUGUACAACCAACCCGAAGGAGUCGAGUUGGUCCAGGAAGAACCGGCCGAAGGGAGGAAGAGACGGCGGGAAACCGAUGAAGAUGCGGUGGCGCUUAAGAAAAGCCCUUCUGACUUACAGCGUGGAGAGGAGAAUGGCACGUCAGAAGCAACGGAUGAGAACGUCGCCGGCACCCGGGCGUCACACUACCUCUACGUGCCAAACACUACGGGUCUGAAAAGUCUCAACUUCCUGCUCCCCUCCGGCCAAGCCCAGGCCCAUCUCCCGCUGCCCUACAUGCUGGUUCCAUCCACCGCAAUCCCCCACUACCCCCUGCAGGGCGGCGACACCCAGGUGGGCUUCAACCUACCCACCCACUUUAUGGUGGCGGCCACGCCGUACGACCAGGCGGCGCCUCUUUCGUUGCCUUCCACGCCAGAACAGGGCGGGCGGGGUGCUUCGGGGGCGGGGCAUGCUACAACCGCACCGCAAACCCUGACUCCGCACACUCCAAAGGAGAGCCCUGUGCCCGCCUCCAAAUCUUUCUUCCAGACUCCAGGCACCAUGGAGGGUGUCAGCGCGGCGCCCGCAGCACGAAAGCGGGGCUCGGCGCAGAGGAGACUGGACAUCAGUCACCCGUCGUCUUGUUAGACAUCACACGGUAACCGUGAGCUUUAAGGCCUUACCGGUGCUAUUUAUAGUUCGGGGAGGAAAUUACAUCGAAACGGCACAUAUCAGUUGGUUACUUUUAUGCUCAGGACAAAUCCGCGUCAAACCUUUUUGAGGUGGGUGUUAAUGACUCAUUACGGUAAUUAAUUUAACAUUUUCCAUAGACUGUUAAUGAGUUAGGCUUUUGAAAAGAAAAAUAGGAAACAGCGCUACCCUGUGGUAGAUAUUUGCCACUACAUGAUUAAUUUCCCCCUCCCAAAAUCAGCUACCUUCUCCUCUAAUCACACAUGCAUGAUAAUUCCUAUUUAUGUUUUUAGCUAAUAUAUAUUAACUACAGGGACUGUAACAGAACACUUCAUUUGUAACACAAGUUAUUCUAAGGAGUCUUGUUGGCUUAUUUUACUUGAGAUGUUACCAUGACGGUGAAGUGAUGAAAAAAAAAAAAGCCUGUUUACAUCCGAUGCUUGUGUGGCUGUGUGUGUCCUGUAACUUGACGAUGCAGUCAGGUACUUGAAUUUUUGUGAUUUCUACCAUUUGGGUAUUUUGCAGAACUCUAAGAGUACAGUCAAGAGAAGUUUGCCCACUGAUUUGGUUUGGGGGGGGGCCAAACAAAGCAUUCAUGGUUUAAUGCAUUUGUGGGACAAGUGCCUUUGUUGUUUUGUUUUUUUAUGUAGAAGUAUUUUCAGUUGUCCUAGCAUAUUUUUCUUCCGGUUGUUAAAGGGGUUGCCACGGCAACCACUUUGCCAAACUAACGGUGCUAUGUACUGACUGACCAACCCACUGUGAAACUAUUCAGGACGCCACACCAAAGCGUGCACGGACAAACCACUCUCAUUCAUAUACAGUUAUUUUUGUGUCCAAUUAAUGCUUUCGUAUUGUUACAUCCUUGUUUUAAUGUUUUACUGCACUGUUUUUAAAUAUGAAACCUAGUACCAUCUGACUGUAGCUGCGGGCUAUUGAUUUUCCCCGAAUGACUGUCACAUACUUAAAUAAAAGUAAUAUUUCUGUA
Messenger RNA from Syngnathus typhle (broad-nosed pipefish), 3232 nucleotides. It is a transcript of the gene e2f7, whose product is annotated as E2F transcription factor 7. The coding region runs from base 238 to 2205 and encodes 655 amino acids. The transcript is spliced from 12 exons. Lineage: Eukaryota; Metazoa; Chordata; Actinopteri; Syngnathiformes; Syngnathidae. The record is from RefSeq and is a predicted model, not a curated record. Gene Ontology annotation, biological process: regulation of transcription by RNA polymerase II. Gene Ontology annotation, cellular component: RNA polymerase II transcription regulator complex. Gene Ontology annotation, molecular function: DNA-binding transcription factor activity, RNA polymerase II-specific; RNA polymerase II cis-regulatory region sequence-specific DNA binding.